Molecule: messenger RNA, 1542 nt
Organism: Didymodactylos carnosus
Lineage: Eukaryota; Metazoa; Rotifera; Eurotatoria; Philodinida; Philodinidae
Source: the annotation of a GenBank genome assembly
AUGCCGAAAACUCCAUAUGUACCGCGACAAACUCAACUCUCAGCAUCAUAUUCCGGUGGCUCAAUCGCUAGUGGAAAAUUAUAUCCAAGCACUCCGAGAACAGUUACUCAAACAAAUAUAAAAUCAUUACGACAAGUCAAAAGUAAACGAAGUUUUAAAUUUUCAAGACCGAAAUGGAUGACAAAAAGAUUUUUAAUUAUUGCUGGAGUUAUCUCAUGUAUAGUAAUUAUUGCAGCUAUUGUUAUACCAAUAGCAGUUAUAUUUAGACGCGGUACAUCGGCGACAGUCACAACAACAACUGCUCCUACUCUAGUCGUUGCCUAUUGGGGAUUUGACCAGAAUGCAUAUGAAUUAUAUGGUAAUUAUAAUGGUACAACAAAUUGUGGUUCAUGUCAAUAUAGCACGACAAGUUAUUUUGGUGGCUAUUUUUUUUAUGUAUAUGGUGUAGGCUACUAUAUGCAGGUUCCAGCUACAUCCUAUUUUAAUUUAAAUUCAAGAAGUUUUACAUUUGAAGCGUGGAUUUAUUUACAGAGUCUAUCAGUUGGUGAUCAACCAAUAUUUAGUCAAUGUACAUGUACAACAUGUUCAAAUCAAUGUUUAGUUUUGAUGAUUCGAAGUAGUAAGCUUUUUAUGACUUUUACUUAUAAUGAUUUAUCUGGUACAACUACAUUAGCAACGGGCACUUGGUAUCGUGUUACAUUUGUUUAUAAUUAUUAUACAUAUCAACAAAUUAUUUAUAUCGACGGUGUACAAGAUGCAGUUCGUACGAGUUCGUCACACUAUCUCGGUACAAAUGGAUCAAUGUAUUUCGGAUAUUCACCACAAUUACCAUCGAAUUAUUAUUACGGUUUCAUUGAUAGUGUAACAUUAAGUUCAACAGCUAAAACUUCAACACAAGUACUAAAUGAUGCUACUGUAAUAUUCUAUUAUUCAUUUGAUCAACCAUCGCCCUACUAUGAUAAUGGUCCAUAUCAUUUAAAUUAUACAUCUGCAAAUAAUUUAGCUAUUACAUCAGGAAAAUCGGGUCAAGCUAUACGUUCAACAAGUACUUCUAGUUAUCUAACAAUUUGUUGUUGGGGUACAAUUGGUUAUCCUACUACUAGAUCGCUUUCAGCUGCUAUAUGGUUUAAUCCAUCAUCUAUAAAUGGCGGUGUUUUUGUCUAUAGUCAAAAUGGUAUAAAUCUACUUGGUUUGACAUACAGUGGACAAAUUAUUGCACAAAUCUAUGCAUAUCAACCUGUACAAACUUAUUACCCUAUCAUUGGAUCAUUUGCAACAAUUAGUACUUGGACACAUGUAGCCUUUACUUUCAGUGUAACAAACGGACUAAUUUUAUAUAUAAAUGGUGUAGCACAGGGAUCAAUAACAGGUAUUACACAAUAUUAUUGGGCUUCUAAUCAAGUAUCACUACAACUCGGUUAUGGUAAUGGUAAUCAAUAUGGUUAUAUACCAGGCUAUGGUUUUCAAGGUACACUUGAUGAAUUUUAUAUUUAUAGGAGAGAACUAAGCUCAUCUGAUGUAUUAACAUUAGCCAGUAUAUAG